Messenger RNA from Amoebophrya sp. A25, 923 nucleotides. The record is from the annotation of a GenBank genome assembly. NCBI's taxonomy places the organism in Eukaryota, Dinophyceae, Syndiniales, Amoebophryaceae.
CUGGGACAUCAACAAAGGCUCUGGCUCUGCAUAUUCCGGACCCACGCAACCGCCGUUGGCGUUUCCUCGCCGGCGUGUCGCGAGGCGAGUUUUUCGCUGCGUCUCAGCUGAAGUCUCUCGGUCUAGAAUUUGCACGUGUGAUCGACACCUUGAAGCAUAGUUACCACAAUUACCAGUUCACGCAGCUUCUUCUUUCAGCAGUGAUCAACUGCACGUCGGACAGUGUUCGCCAGUGCUUCCCGCCUCUGAUUGAAAAGGACGGCGUCUUCGGCUGGGCCGCGGGACACAACGUCUCUGGCAACGGAGGACCGCAAAACGGGCCAUGGGCGAAUCGACGACGUCCGCCACGGCCAGUCGAAGUGUCGACGCUAGUGGAAAAACUCUGCUCGGCUCUCGAACUGACCGCACUGGCGGCUAAGCGCGACGUCGACAAAUUCAUGGCGUCCUACAUGCGCAGUCUGGAGCGCGAACUUGCGGCGAUGUCAAAGGUCGUUACUCCACCAGAGCAGGAUGAUUCGACGUCUUUUCGUGAGGAACAAGAUGAAGUAGUCCUGCAGCAGCCCAUGGAGGUGUAUGGCCAGGAAGAAUUGGCGAACGACCAAACUGCAACUACGAGAAUCUUUCCUGCUCUAGUCGCUGAAGAGAAAACUGCAAUCAUGCAUUUAGGUGAACGCAAUGAGGGACCGGAAAUGAUGAACUACACAGGGGCGAUCGUACAGACAACAUCUGCCGCUUCUAACGCAAACACUUCCAUUGGUGGAGCAGCUGGCUCAUCUACCUUAAAGCAGCAGUCAUCUUCUGGCUCUGCUGGUGUCAGCAAGCGCAGCCCGAGUUCUUCGCCUGUGGAUCGCCGUUGCGUUAAGCGGCCCACGCUCUCUCGUUCGUCGUGCGAUUCUCCACGCUCGACCGUCUGUGUAGUGGAG